AUUUGUUUGCAACAACCCUUCCAUCACAUUACCAUUUAGUCUCUCUUUUCUAUCUUGUAAUUAAAAAUGGGUUCUGAAUCUGUUCCUCUGCAAGUUGAAGUCUUGUCCACAAAGUUCAUAACACCAUCUUCACCAACACCAAAACACUUACAAAAUUACAAGUUAUCUUUCUUUGAUCAAAUAGCUGGAGAUGUUCAUUUGCCUCUUGUUCUUUUUUAUCCACCAAACAACAACAAAAACUCCACUACUCUUAAUCAUGAACAGCUUGAAGAAUCCCUUUCUAGAGUGUUAACUCAUGUUUACCCUAUAGCUGGUAGAUUUACAGAUGAUUUUUGCUCCAUUAAUUGCCUUGAUCAAGGUGUUAAACUUGUAAAGGCAAAUGUCAAUAGUAAGCUCGAUGAUUUUCUUGAACAAGCACAUAAGGAUGUUAAUGCUGCAGUACUUUGUUGGCCACAUGAUACUUGGGAUGUUAAUGAAGAUAAUUUGGCUAUUACCCCUCUUGUUAUUAUUCAAGUAACUAAAUUUGAAUGUGGUGGUAUUGCUUUGUCAAUGAGCCAUGCCCACAUUGCAAUGGAUGGAUACUCGAGUCUCUCCUUUUUGUACGAGUGGUCUGAAGUGUGUAGACUUGGAAUUAAAGCACAGGAUAUCGAUUUCUUGAGCUUUAAUUUAGGUGAAGUUUUUCCUACAAGAGAUUUAUCUAAACUUCUACUACCUCGUAUUGCUGGAGAAACACGUGCAGAGAGCAAACUAGUUGCGAAGAGAUUAUAUAUCGAUGAAGCUAACAUAUCAAAACUACGAGAAGAAAUGGGAGCUUUUAGUUUCAAACCUACAAGAGUUGAGAUGAUUACAGCCAUUUUAUGGAGGGGUUUAAUGAGUUCUUCACAAGUGAAGAACGGAAAAUUAAGACGUUCGUUGAUGGGAGUCCCAAUCAACUUACGAAGCAAGAUUUCGUUACCUGAAAUCACAAAGUGUUUUGGUAAUCUUGUAGUUGAGGCACCUGUAAUAUUUGUACCUGAUCAGCAGAACAAGAAUAUGGAGCUACGUAACUUGGUGACAUUAAUAAGGGAAACAGUGCAGAAAACUAUUGAACUUUUGAACAAAGAAUCACCAGAUGAGAUAGUCACUGCAGUUGGUGAAUUAUACAACGAAAGUUUUCUAGAUCAAGAAUGGGGAGGUAGUGAUGAAGUUGACAAUUUUACAACUUCGAGUUUGUGCAGGUUUCCUAUAUUAGGAGCUGAUUUUGGUUGGGGAAAACCUUGUUUGAUGCAUUUUGGAUCAAGGCAUAUGCAAACUUGUUGGUUAUAUGAUGCAGAGUGUGGUAACGGUGUCUGUGUGCAGGUUGAUCUUAAGGAGAGUUACAUGAGCUUCUUUGAAUCCGAUCAAGAUAUCAAGACUUAUUUUAAGUUUUAGGCUUUCUUGAAUGUUUUUCAUUUGGUUGCAAUAUUUUAAUUUUGUGUGUUGUUUGUUGGUGAUAAACUACUUUGUUAGCCUUCAAACAAAAGAAUAAUUUGAAGUUAAUCAAGUUCCUUUUGUAAUUUCA
Molecule: messenger RNA, 1540 nt
Organism: Lycium ferocissimum
Lineage: Eukaryota; Viridiplantae; Streptophyta; Magnoliopsida; Solanales; Solanaceae
Product: acyltransferase Pun1-like
Exons: 1
Coding region: 67-1410 (447 amino acids)
Source: RefSeq, a predicted model, not a curated record